AUGCCGAAAAGUAAGCCAUCGAUGAAGAACGUAUUAAACAAAUAUGUCGAUGAGUUUGGGGAAAACAUAUUUUCGAGUGACGGUUCAGUUUUAUUUUGCAAGUUAUGUGAAACUCGAGUAUCUGCUGAAAGAAGAUACAUAGUUACACAACACUUAAAAACCGAUAAACACACCCGUUCCGUAAAUCGUCAUCAAAACGCAACAACCUCAAAAAUACAGCAACAAGUAACGUUAUACUCAAAAAAAUGUACAUUUUCGAAAGAUCUUUGCAAGGCAUUGUUAUCUGCAAAUAUUCCUUUAAAUAAAGUUAACAACAAGGAUUUCUGUUUGUUUAUGGAAAAAUAUACCAACAAAGAAAUUCCCGAUGAAAGCACUUUGCGUAAAAAUUACGUGAAUGAUAUUUAUGUAGAAACUAUGAACAAAAUCAGAUCUAAUAUUGUCGGACACAAAAUAUGGGUUUCAGUGGAUGAAACAACCGACGUUCAAGGUAGAUACAUAGCCAACGUCAUUAUAGGUACAUUGGAAGUCAACAAACCUGGUCAAGUUUAUCUUUUAAACUCAGAAAUGCUCGAGAAGACAAAUUAUUCGACAAUCACAAAAGUCUUUGAUCAAUCCAUGUUUCUUCUUUGGCCUGAUGGUAUACGCCAUGAUGAUGUAUUGUUAUUCCUUAGUGAUGCGGCACCGUACAUGGUCAAAGCAGGAAAAACAAUUGGCGCGCUUUAUUCUAAAAUGGUCCAUGUUACAUGCCUAGCACAUGGUGUACAUAGAGUUGCUGAAGAAAUAAGAGGACGAUUUACCAAAGUUGACAAAUUAAUUUCUAAGGUAAAACAAAUAUUUUUGAAAUGCCCGGCUCGUGUAUUUUUUUUUAAAAAUAGAGCCCCGAAUGUACCAUUACCUCCUGAGCCUAUUAUUACUCGUUGGGGUACAUGGCUAAGAGCUGCCUCUUAUUACUGUACCUAUUUUCAAGAAAUAAAAAAUAUCGUACUAGAGCUCAAUCAAAACGAUGCUAUUUCAAUUAAAGAAGCUCAAAAAAUAUUGAAUAAUCCGUCGUUGGAAACGGAUUUAGUAUAUAUUCAUACAAACUUUGGAUAUUUACCUGACACAAUAGAAAAAUUGGAAAAUCAAGGACUUCCAUUAGCAACAAGCAUUGAAAUAGUCAGAAAUGUUAGUGAAAAAUUAAAUUCAGUAUCAGGAAACACCGGCAUGUUAAUUAAUGAAAAGUUUAAAAACGUCCUGGCGAAAAAUAAAGGUUUUGAAUUUAUUCAACAAAUAUCUAAUAUAUUGAUCGAUGAAACAACUGUAAUAGAAGGAUUACCAGAAGAAUUAUCUAUUCAAGACUUCAUUUAUUUUAAAUAUGCACCAAUAACCUCGGUCGACGUCGAGCGCAGUUUUUCAAUCUACAAGAAUUUGUUGUCUUCUAAUCGAAGGUCUUUCGAAUUUGAGAACCUGAAGAAGUCGUUUAUAGUACAGUGCAAUAAUUUUUAAGGUCUCUGAAAAAAUAAGAAGACCGGACAAUUUACCAGAUUUUUAAUGACAACUG
Messenger RNA from Metopolophium dirhodum (rose-grain aphid), 1540 nucleotides. RefSeq lists its product as uncharacterized. NCBI's taxonomy places the organism in Eukaryota, Metazoa, Arthropoda, Insecta, Hemiptera, Aphididae. Gene Ontology annotation, biological process: regulation of transcription by RNA polymerase II. The transcript has 2 exons. The coding region runs from base 1 to 1485 and encodes 494 amino acids. The record is from RefSeq and is a predicted model, not a curated record. Gene Ontology annotation, molecular function: double-stranded DNA binding. Gene Ontology annotation, cellular component: nucleus.